Messenger RNA from Zea mays, 1519 nucleotides. Its product is annotated as lipid phosphate phosphatase 2. Gene Ontology annotation, cellular component: membrane. NCBI's taxonomy places the organism in Eukaryota, Viridiplantae, Streptophyta, Magnoliopsida, Poales, Poaceae. The coding region runs from base 341 to 1243 and encodes 300 amino acids. The record is from RefSeq and is a predicted model, not a curated record. Gene Ontology annotation, biological process: phospholipid dephosphorylation; phospholipid metabolic process. The transcript has 7 exons. Gene Ontology annotation, molecular function: phosphatidate phosphatase activity.
CCAAGCAAUUCCCCCAAACCAACAACCGAAAUAAUUGCCCGCAACGGCGCACUAUCACCGUCAUUGCAUCCCAUUGUACUAUCAUAUAAUUGUUGGGUUCGUUCGAUCCUAUAAAACAUCAUCACGCAUGAUCCGUAGCCUGACAGAAGAAUCCCAGGAGCAAGGCAACGUACGAGAGUACGACACCGGCGCCGGCAUUGUUCGAUCGUCUUCUCCUUCUUGGCUUCUUGCUAGGCGGCUCAAUCGAGGUCGUCGGCGCAUUGUUACUCCGCACCGCGCGAGGUCCCCGGCGAAUUGAAGGUCAACCUGCAGCCAGUUAGUUGCUGUCGUUCCGCUGGAGAUGCCGCAGGCCGCCGCCCCGGCGUGCGCGCUGCCGCUGCCGACGAUGCCCAGGGUGGCGCGGUCGCACGCGUGGGACUGGGUGGCGCUGCUCCUCCUGGUCGCCGUCGACGUGCUGCUCAACGUCAUCGAGCCGUUCCACCGGUUCGUCGGCGCCGGCAUGAUGGCGGACCUCAGAUACCCCAUGAAAGGCAACACCGUCCCCGUCUGGGCCGUUCCGAUCAUCGCUGUCAUUGGGCCCGUGACUAUCUUCGCCGUCGUCUACAUCAGGAGGAGGAAUGCGUACGAUCUGCACCAUGCCAUCCUAGGUAUCUUGUUCGCCGUGCUGAUAACGGGCGUCCUGACCGACGCGAUCAAGGACGCCGUCGGCCGGCCGCGCCCCAACUUCUACUGGCGUUGCUUCCCCGAUGGAGAAGCGGUGUACAACAACAUCACAACGGGAGUCGUAUGCCAUGGCGAUCCUAGCGUGAUCAAGGAAGGCUACAAGAGCUUCCCCAGCGGCCACACCUCCUGGUCAUUUGCGGGGCUAGGCUUCCUGUCGUGGUACCUGGCCGGGAAGAUGACGGCGUUCGACCGGAGAGGGCACGUCGCCAAGCUCUGCGUGGUCCUCCUGCCUCUGCUCGUCGCCGCGUUGGUCGCCGUCUCGCGGGUGGACGACUACUGGCACCACUGGCAAGACGUCUGCACUGGCGGCGUCCUCGGAUUGGUGGUCGCUUCAGUCUGCUACCUCCAGUUCUUCCCAGCCCCGUCAGAUGAGAAAGGAUUCUGGCCGCACGCGCACUUGAGGUUCGUCAGCGAGAUGGUGGAGGAGGAGGAGAGCCGAACGCAGCGGUCCACCGAAACCGCCGGGGCGCGCACGAGCCACGAACUGGACGCGUUGGAAGCCGGCAGCAGGAGAUGUUAGAACACCGACGAGGGUGGAUAAAAUACACGAGCAAGUGUUUGGUGCUGUCAAGCGACAGCUUUUCUGGUGUCUCUCUAUUCAUUAUAUAGAAGAUACAUGUAGUCAUAUAUGGUUACAGACCGAUUGAAUCAAUCACAGCAGAUUGAAUCAAUCACAGCACGUCCAAGAUUAUCUGUUGUCAUCCCAACAGUCUAGACAUGCAGUUUACCAUACUUAACCACUAAUCAAUAUAAACUACCAAAUAUACUAAACGUGUGCUCAGGGUUUAUUCCUACA